AUGUCGAGCCAGCCGAGCGGCAGCCAGGCCACGCCCACCAAGCGCAGCGGCGGCGCGCAGAGCAUCCUGCCCGUGAGCAUCAAGCAGCUGCAGACGCUGGGCGGCGCCUCCGGGGACGACGACGCGCUGCGGCUGGACGGCCAGGAGCUGUCCACCGUGCGGCUCGUGGGGCUGCUGACCAACCUGACGCCGCACUCGACGAGCCUGCGCUUCCAGCUGGACGACGGCUCGGGCGCCUUCGACUGCCAGUACUUCGUCACGGCCGACGACCCGGACGCGAGCGAGAGCGAGAUGAACCGCCUGCGCGACGGCAGCUACGUGCGCGUCGUGGGCAAGCUGCGCUCGUUCCAGGGCAAGGCCAGCCUCUCGUGCUUCAACGUGACGCCCGUGGACGACCUGAACGAGCUCACGCACCACCUGCUCGAGGUCAUCUACGUGCACUGCUACAACACCCGGCCCGUGCACGACGGCAAGGCGGACGUCACCAUGACGUCCUUCAACACGCCCACCAAGGGCGCCAACCAGUGGAACCAGCCCAGCGCCGGCGCGGCCGCGGGCGGCUUCGGCGGCGGCGGCGCCAUGGACUACGGCAUGAUGGACUCCAACUUCUCGCCCGAGCAGAAGGCCAUCCUCGACGUGCUGGGCACGUGCACCAGCGACCGCGGCCUCAAGAUCGACCAGAUCUACGCCGACCUCCGCGGCCAGAUGACCGAGCCGCAGCUGCGCAGCGCGCUCAACUAUCUCACCAGCGAGGGCCACGUCUACUCCACGAUCGACGAGGACCACUUCAAGCGCACGGCCUAG
Messenger RNA from Phytophthora sojae, 804 nucleotides. RefSeq lists its product as hypothetical. Bases 1 to 804 code for a protein of 267 amino acids. The transcript has a single exon. NCBI's taxonomy places the organism in Eukaryota, Oomycota, Peronosporomycetes, Peronosporales, Peronosporaceae. Gene Ontology annotation, cellular component: site of double-strand break; DNA replication factor A complex; chromosome, telomeric region. Gene Ontology annotation, biological process: nucleotide-excision repair; double-strand break repair via homologous recombination; DNA replication. The record is from RefSeq and is a predicted model, not a curated record. Gene Ontology annotation, molecular function: DNA binding.